UCUACAGGAAAAUGCCUGAAAACAACACAGGCCAGGAUGAAGACACUGCUUUUGUAAGCAAAAUGCCAGCGUACUAGCUAUGAAACCUGCGUGGUGGAACACCAGGAUGCUUCCCCUGCAGGGCGUGUGGUGAGCGGGAGGUUUGGCUCUGGAGUGCCGGCAACCUGAGGACUCGCCGAGAACUCGGAGCCCAGCCCUGACUGCAGAGAGCCCAGCGCACGAUGAACAGACUGAGCUUCCAUAACAACAGAGUCAUGCAGGACCGCCGCAGUGUGUGCAUCUUCCUCCCCGACGACAAGUCUCUGAACAUCAUCAUCAACGUUAAAAUUCUUUGUCACCAGUUGCUGGUCCAGGUUUGUGACCUGCUUAGGCUAAAGGACUGUCACCUCUUUGGACUCAGCGUUAUACAAAAUAAUGAACAUGUGUAUAUGGAGUUGUCGCAAAAGCUUUAUAAGUAUUGUCCAAAAGAGUGGAAGAAAGAGGCCAGCAAGGGGAUUGAUCAGUUCGGGCCUCCCAUGAUCAUCCACUUCCGCGUGCAGUACUACGUGGAGAACGGCAGGCUGAUCAGUGACAGAGCGGCAAGAUACUAUUAUUACUGGCACCUGAGGAAACAAGUGCUCCAUUCGCAGUGUGUGCUCCGGGAGGAGGCCUACUUCCUGCUGGCAGCCUUCGCCCUGCAGGCUGAUCUUGGGAACUUCAAAAGAGACAAGCACCGUGGAAAGUACUUUGAGCCCGAGGCUUACUUCCCAGCUUGGGUGGUGUCCAGGAGGGGGAAGGACUACAUCCUGAAGCACAUCCCCAACAUGCACAAGGACCAGUUUGCACUGACGGCCUCCGAGGCGCAUCUCAAGUACAUCAAGGAGGCCGUGCGCCUGGAUGACGUCGCUGUGCACCACUACAGACUGUAUAAGGAUAAAAGGGAAAUUGAAGCUUCACUCACUCUUGGGUUGACCAUGAGAGGAAUACAGAUUUUUCAGAAUUUAGAUGAAGAGAAACAAUUACUUUAUGAUUUCCCCUGGACAAAUGUUGGAAAGUUGGUGUUUGUGGGUAAGAAAUUUGAGAUUUUGCCGGAUGGCUUGCCCUCUGCCAGGAAGCUCAUAUACUACACAGGGUGCCCCACGCGCUCCAGACACCUCCUGCAGCUCCUGAGCAACAGCCACCGCCUCUACAUGAACCUGCAGCCCGUCCUGCGCCACAUCCGGAAGCUGGAGGAGAGCGAAGAGAAGAAGCAGUACCGGGAAUCUUACAUCAGCGACAACCUCGACCUGGACAUGGACCCGCUGGAGAAGCGGGCACGGGCCAGCGGCAGCAGUGCAGGCAGCGCGCAGCACAGGCGCCUGUCUCACCACUCCACUGCCAGCCACAGCAGCUCCCACACCUCGGGCAUCGAGGCCGACCCCAAGCCCCGUGACGCAGGGCCGGAGGACGGCUACUCCGGCAGCGCCGUGCACCGCAAGCUGAGGACCUGCAGCUCCAUGACCAGCCAUGGCAGCUCCCACACCUCGGGGGUGGAAAGUGGCGGCAAGGACCGGCUGGAGGAGGACUCCCAGGACGAUGAAAUAGAGAUGCUAGUGGAUGACCCCCGGGACCUGGAGCAGAUGAACGAGGAGCCCCUGGGGGUCAGCCCUGACCUGUGCGUCUGCAUCACAGAGGACAUGCUCCUGUCACGGACGCUGAACGGACACUCCGGGUUGAUUGUAAAAGAAGUUGGUUCUUCCACCUCCAGCUCGUCAGAAACCGUUGUCAGACUGCGCGGGCAGAGCACUGACUCUCUCCCACAGACUAUCUGUCGAAAACCAAAGACCUCCACGGACCGACACAGCUUGAGCCUGGACGACAUCAGACUUUACCAGAAAGACUUCCUGCGCAUUGCGGGUCUGUGUCAGGACACUGCUCAGAGCUACACCUUCGGCUGCGGCCAUGAACUGGAUGAGGAAGGCCUCUAUUGCAACAGCUGCUUGGCUCAGCAGUGCGUCAACAUGCAAGUUGCCUUUCCAGUCAAAAGAACCAGCAAGUACUUUUCUCUGGAUCUCACUCACGAUGAAGUUCCAGAGUUCGUCGUAUGAAACUGUCUGUGUGCAGCCGUGCGGGAGCCCGCUGCUUGCUUCAGGGUGUGGAAGCUGUGGGCUCCAUACCUGUUAUUUGUGCCAUAUUGUCUUCACCCCAGACAUAGCUCUUUCUUUAUAAUACUUGUGGAAACAAAAGCCUUGAGACAAGUGCACUUUACGUAUUACACAGAAGACAAUUACAGAAAAUGCACAGCAAAACAAGUGCCCGGAAUUUCAUUCAUGUUUUAGAAAGAGAUGUGCUUUACUGAUCACCAAGCCUGCAGAAAAUUAGACUGGUUGGUUUGCUCAUUUGUUUUUUUUAGGUCAGUUAAACAUAAUAUCAUACUUUUAUCACCUGAAAGAUGCUGUUAGGUUUAUUUGUUUGCUUGUAAAUUUUUCACGCCUCCUUCAUAAAAAGUUCAUGGUUUGAGGGAGGGAAGAGAUUCUCUCUACUGUUAAUGGAGAGGCCAUUGCCACCGGGAGGUUGUCCCGGAGUGAACACUGAUGACGUGGGCAAAGUCCGUGGUUCUAGCGCGCCAAAGCUGUGUGUGUGAUGGGGCAGCUGCUUGGAGGUCCCUGAUGACGGGAAGACCAGCAGCCGGAAGCCUGCGGCUGCAACGCCUGUGACUCCACCACACCUCGUCAGUGCUGCGUGCUCCUCCUCCACCUUCCAGAAAGUUCCACGGCUUGGCUGAGUUUCUCAUCCACGGACAGAUCAGUUGUGUUCGUGUCAUAAUGCAUUCUGUGGCGUUUACAAAAGCUGUUUCUGUCAAAACUAUGGAAAUAUCUUAGACAAUGUUUGUGCUUGGUGGUGUUUUGUUUGUUCAGGUUUUUUUAAUAAUCAAGAACAAAUUAUAGUAAUGUUAGUUUCUGCUUAACCAAAAUAUCCUAACUAUAUGCAGAUGUUCUACAUAUAUAAAUCCAUGGGCCGUGUGUGUUUAUAUGUGUGUAAAGCUUACUAAGUCUUCAUUACGGCUUCCAUGACCGUCUUAUAGACAUGGAACUUCUCGUUCAAUACUGAGGGUGUGUUACCAAAUGAUCUCUGCAGACAAUCAAUUGCUGUAUGUAAAGAAUGACUGUUUCCUUGUGUGCCUUUGGCCAUGAUUCUCAACCCUGAUUGUGUAGCAGAAUUUGGGGAGCUUUAAAAAAAAAUAAUGUCAGAGUCCUCCUACCAGACCAAUUAAAAUAAGUCUCUGUGGUGGGAGCCAAGGAGAGCGGCCUUUGCCUGAAGUUCUCCAGGUGGAGCCGAUAUGCAACAGGGUUGAAAAUGACCAAUCUGGAGGGUGUGUUUUUGUUGAUUUUGAAGUAAAAAGCAUGCAGUAGAUGUGGUGAGAAAGGGCCACUUUUAAGACAGUUACCUGCUAUGCUGCUGUUGAGACGUGUGUGAAAGCAAGUGAGCUUGUCAGCCUUUCAAUGUAAAAACAUUGCUCGCACUUGAGGAGAGAACUUCACAGCACAAUGUCUUUCUAUGAGAUGUUUUUAAUGAUUUAGUAUUUUACAACAUUUGUUUACCAUAUUUUGAUAUACCAUUUUUUCUAUCUGCCAGGUUUUAUUAAAAAUAUAUAUUAUUUUCUAAAGAAACAGUCAUAUUUUUGUACAAAAUUAUUAUGUUUUCAGGUAACCAAGAAAUAGAGUUAGGGUAGAGCAGAACUCAAGCAGUGUUAGCUGAGGAUGGGAGUCAGCAUUCCAGGACCAGGGUGAGUGUGCGCCCCCUGCCCUCCUGCGCUGGGCCGCAGGCCUGUGUGCAACACGCCUUGUCCAGCUACUUUCUCCUCAUACUUUACAAAGGAAAAAAA
Molecule: messenger RNA, 3844 nt
Organism: Otolemur garnettii (small-eared galago)
Lineage: Eukaryota; Metazoa; Chordata; Mammalia; Primates; Galagidae
Gene: FRMD6
Product: FERM domain containing 6
Exons: 14
Coding region: 222-2066 (614 amino acids)
Biological process (GO): positive regulation of hippo signaling
Cellular component (GO): cytoplasmic side of apical plasma membrane; cytoskeleton
Source: RefSeq, a predicted model, not a curated record